GGGCGGUCGGCGCUCUCACUCGGGUGCCAGUGCAGGGGGUGCUGCUCCUUGCUGGAUUGGAAGGUGGCGCCCGACCCCUUCAAUCGUCUCCUGGGUGGCAGAGAACGCAGCUCACCGCGUACAGCUCCAGAGCGUCCCGGGAGACGCGCCCUGGAAAGUGGUGCCACUGCACCACGUUCAGGGGGCGGCAGUGGACUCCGUCGCGCGCCAGCUGCGAUUGGCCAGGCCAUGUGGCGCGGCUGUGACGUCUGGGCGCUGGCGCAUGCUAUUGGACGAGCCGCCCGGGGCCGAGGCGUGGAGGCGGCGCGCGGCGCUCGAGACCCGCAUGCGAGUCCGAGUCCGAGUCCGAGUCCCUGCGUCGCCGGCUUGAGCAUCCUAGGACACAUCAGACAUUUUGUAAGGAUGCCUGAAAUAAAUACUGACCACCUUGAUGGGAAACAGGUACAACUCCUGGCAGAGAUGUGUAUUCUUAUUGAUGAAAAUGACAAUAAAAUUGGGGCUGAGACCAAGAAGAAUUGUCAUCUGAAUGAAAACAUUGAGAAAGGAUUGUUGCAUCGAGCUUUUAGUGUCUUCUUAUUCAACAGUGAGAAUAAGCUCCUGCUACAACAGAGAUCAGAUGCUAAAAUUACCUUUCCAGGUUGCUUUACCAAUACUUGCUGUAGUCAUCCAUUAAGUAACCCAGGCGAGCUUGAAGAGAACGAUGCCAUUGGAGUAAAACGAGCAGCACAGAGGCGUUUACAAGCCGAGUUAGGAAUUCCCAUGGAAGAGGUUCCGCCAGAAGAAAUUAAUUAUCUGACACGAAUGUACUACAAAGCUCCGUCUGAUGGUAUCUGGGGUGAACACGAAAUUGACUACAUCUUGUUUGUGAGGAAGAAUGUAACGUUGAAUCCAGAUCCUGGUGAGAUUAAAAGCUACUGUUAUGUGUCAAAGGAAGAACUGCAGGAACUUCUGAAAAAAGCAGCCCUUGGUGAAGUUAAGCUAACUCCAUGGUUUAAAAUUAUUGCAGAUAAUUUUCUGUUUAAAUGGUGGGAUAACUUAAACCAUUUAAAUCAGUUUGUUGACCAUGAAAAAAUUUAUAGAAUGUGAAAGCAUAGAUGAGUGAUUACUGAAAAUAUUCUCUACUUAGUAAAUUUAGAAUGGUUUUUGUUUUAAAUUUGGUUCCUUUAGGGGAACUUUCAUAUGGUACUUUAUAAUUGGAGUUUGUGUAGGAAAAAAAAAAAUUGACUUGUAAUUUUGUAUCACAUACCACAUAUAUAUGUUCUACUCUUUGUAAAAGACAUUUAUAAGAAAUACUGUAAAGUGAGAGAGAACAAUAAAAAUUGACCCUGUCCAAACCCCCAGUUAUGACAAAUUAGAACAAAUAAAUGAAGUUUUUCCAGUUUUGGUAUAUUGUAAAAGACAUUUUCAGACACAUAUAAAGUACUCUUCUGUUCACCAAAUAUUUUACAUAUAAUUUUUGUCAUUGUCUAGAAAAAUAAGCAAAAGAAAGUAUUUGCUUGGCUACUUCAAACCAAUCUAAUUAACUGACCAUAUUAACAGAUUAAACUGGCAGUCUAGACCUAAGGGAAAUUAAGUGCUAAAUGUUCUAACUUCUAUCAUUCUAGAAGUAUCAUUUUGAUACUUAAAGGCAACCAUUGCAUUUGGUAAUGAGAUUGGUUAGCUUAAAUCUUCUAAAGUAUUUACCAAUUACAAAAAUCUGUAUUUUCAGAAUUCACAUGGACAGAGAAACUACUCUUAAAAUAGAGUCCUACUCUACAGCUGGGUUUCUAGCCUUGGUAUUAUUGACAUUUAGGUUGGAUAGUUCUUCACUGUCAUGAUUCAUCCUGAGCAUUGUAAGAUUUUUAGUAGCAUCUCCGGGCUCUACACACUAAGUGCCAUUAGCACCCUUUCUCCCAUGACAACUAGAAUUACACCAGGUAGUGCCAGAUGUCCCCUGGGAAGGCAGUCACUUAUGAAUUGCUGUUUCAUAAA
Molecule: messenger RNA, 1971 nt
Organism: Tupaia belangeri chinensis (Chinese tree shrew)
Lineage: Eukaryota; Metazoa; Chordata; Mammalia; Scandentia; Tupaiidae
Gene: IDI1
Product: isopentenyl-diphosphate delta isomerase 1
Exons: 5
Coding region: 229-1086 (285 amino acids)
Biological process (GO): isopentenyl diphosphate biosynthetic process; isoprenoid biosynthetic process
Cellular component (GO): cytoplasm
Molecular function (GO): isopentenyl-diphosphate delta-isomerase activity
Source: RefSeq, a predicted model, not a curated record